AUGGCCUUCUAUGCGGCCGGCGCAGUCCAGAACGUCGCUUCUGUCACCACCGAGCUGUGGCCAACCAUGUCCACUGUCUUGCGAUCCUCCUGGCACGGCUUUGGGCGAAAGCCCAUGGCUGCCGGCAUCCGUCAGCUUCAUACCUCACGAUCAUCUCCGUCUACCGUAAUGGCAGGAGCGCAUCAAUGCGCGCAGCCUGCUCGUCCCGAAUACUCCGAAUCUGCUUCCUCGUCCACCGCCUGCGCUACUCCGUUUUCCAAGCUAUCUUCGGUAUCGCGAGUCGGACUAUGCAACCCUUUCGCUAGCGCUUCACCCUUCGCCUCCCUCAAGACACGUCAAUACUCUACCAUGUCUCGCAACGGCCCUCUAUCGCACCUCCGUCAGCUCUCGAAGCCAGGAAUGCUCGGAUUGAAUCUCGUACAACAACGCUCGCUCUUCGGUGGACCUUCGCAUGAACAACUUGCUCGAUUGGAACAGACUGCCAACAAGCACCCCAACAGCGCACCGUCCCAGGCUUCCUUCUACUCGGCACUUAUGCGCGCCAACAUGCCUCAAAUCAUCAUCAACCGGUACAACACAGGCCUUUUCGCCACAAACGAUGUCAUAGACAAGCUUUACAAUGAGGCCUUGACAAAGACUGGACAGCAAGGUGCUGUUCAGGAAGGACUUUCACCAGAAAAGCGUCAGGCCAUCACUCAGGCUCUCGGAGCAAAUGCCAACUCAGCCCAGGUCGCAAGAACCAAGGGUGGCAGUGGCGUUAAGACCGACCCUGUCUAUGUUGUUGUCGAGGAGUCCUUGAUGAACGUUAUCUUCAAGUGGAUCCGAUGGAUCUGCGGUUUCGCUCUGGCUGCCUACGUAUCCCUGGUCCUGAUUACGCUUUUCGUUGAGACUAGUGGUGUUCUCAAGAAGGUUGGUGGUGGCACUACUGCCGAGGUUCGUCCAGAGCAGCAGAACACCCGUUUCAGUGACGUCCACGGUUGCGACGAAGCCAAGGAAGAACUCCUCGAUGUCGUCGACUUUCUUAAGAAUCCAGACAAGUAUAACAAACUCGGUGGAAGAUUGCCCAAAGGUGUCCUCCUAGUUGGCCCUCCCGGUACUGGUAAAACCCUGCUUGCUCGUGCUUGCGCGGGCGAAGCUGGCGUCCCCUUCUUCUACAUGUCUGGUUCUGAAUUCGACGAAGUCUACGUUGGUGUCGGAGCGAAGCGCGUCCGCGAACUCUUUACUGCUGCUCGUUCCAAGGCGCCUGCCAUCGUGUUCAUCGACGAGUUGGAUGCUGUAGGCGGAAAGCGAAAGUCCCGCGACGCCAACUACCACCGCCAAACUCUGAACCAGCUUCUCAAUGAUCUCGACGGUUUUGAUCAAAGCACCGGUGUCAUCUUCAUUGCCGCAACGAACCACCCUGAACUUCUAGACCCAGCUCUUCUCCGCCCCGGACGUUUCGAUCGCCAUGUCCAGGUUGAGCUUCCUGACGUCAGUGGACGAUUGGCCAUUCUUAAGUAUCAUACCAAGAAGAUUCGUCUUUCACCCGAUAUCGACCUCUCUUCCAUUGCCCGCGGUACCCCUGGGUUUUCUGGUGCAGAGUUGGAGAACCUUGCAAACUCAGCAGCUAUCCGCGCAUCGAAGCUUCAGGCCAAGUUUGUGACCCUCAACGAUAUGGAAUGGGCCAAGGACAAGAUUACAAUGGGUGCUGAGAAGAAGACACGCACAAUUCCGCUCCAAGACAAGAUCCACACUGCAUACCACGAGGGUGGCCACGCACUUGUUGGUCUCUUCACCAAGGGCUUCAAUGAUGUUCACAAAGCAACCAUUCUUCCCCGUGGACACGCUGCCGGUAUUACAUUCUUCCUUCCCCAGGAAGAGAACCACCACACCCGCAAGCAGUACAUUCGUCAGCUCCAAGUAGCCAUGGGUGGCAAGAUGGCAGAGGAGAUUGUCUUUGGUGCUGACAAUGUAGCUGACGGUGCUUCCGGCGAUAUCCAGCAGGCCACUUCGCUAGCGUACAACAUGGUCACAGCAUGUGGAUUCUCGGACAAGCUCGGUAAUGUCGACUUCAAGUCCAACUACGAAAUGGUCUCCCCCGAGACUAAGCGACUCAUCGACGAUGAAGUCCGACGUUUGAUAGAUGAGGCAAAGUUAAGCGCACGAGAGCUACUUCAAUCGAAACGCACCGAGCUAGAUCGUCUAGCCGAUGCACUUGUUCAAUAUGAAACCCUGGACAAGCAAGAAAUCCUUAAAGUCAUCAAGGGCGAGGACCUCCCCGGUCGCCUAAAGGCUAUGCCCGAUUCCCCCAUAAAGAUACCAGACAACCCUCUUCCCACAGCUAUAUUGCCUCCACCGAGGGGCAACGGUGGCAAUGGCUCGGGUCCCCCGGGCCCGCCGCUACCCGCAUAG
This is a messenger RNA of Bipolaris zeicola 26-R-13, 2391 nucleotides long. RefSeq lists its product as uncharacterized. Gene Ontology annotation, cellular component: mitochondrial inner membrane. NCBI's taxonomy places the organism in Eukaryota, Fungi, Ascomycota, Dothideomycetes, Pleosporales, Pleosporaceae. The transcript is spliced from 4 exons. The record is from RefSeq and is a predicted model, not a curated record. Gene Ontology annotation, biological process: protein quality control for misfolded or incompletely synthesized proteins; mitochondrion organization. The coding region runs from base 1 to 2391 and encodes 796 amino acids. Gene Ontology annotation, molecular function: metalloendopeptidase activity; ATP-dependent peptidase activity; ATP hydrolysis activity.